This is a messenger RNA of Blastomyces gilchristii SLH14081, 2007 nucleotides long. RefSeq lists its product as uncharacterized. The record is from RefSeq and is a predicted model, not a curated record. Bases 1 to 2007 code for a protein of 668 amino acids. NCBI's taxonomy places the organism in Eukaryota, Fungi, Ascomycota, Eurotiomycetes, Onygenales, Ajellomycetaceae. The transcript is spliced from 3 exons.
AUGUCGACGUCCGUGUUGGAGAAAUGCAGAUACUGCAUCGCGACACUGAAAACCGUUGUCACUACUCCUGCUGAGCCAAAUCACCAGAAUGGACGAAUUCGCGACCAGGUUAAUGACCAACUGGAGCGGUUCAGUCUCUGGACAGGAAACAUCGGAGCUCUUCAUCGACCGGACUCUCCUAUGUCUCUUGAGACGCGCCUGUCCGAGGCAGGCGAUGUUCUGAGCUAUGUCUUGAAUUUAUUGGAUGACCUCAGUGAGGUUACUGGCGAGCUCUUACAGAUUGUGGCUAUGGAGCGAGAACAAACAGUUGCUCCUAUCUCAAAUGAUGAUUGUGAUUUCAGCAAUGAUGAUGUCGAGCAGAACAAGGAAGAAGACCUGAAUGAAGAAAAUGAACUCCUCAAAGAGAUCAAUGCAUGCAUUACGCGACUUUUUCGAGUCUCCAGCCUCGUCCACCAGGCUAAUCCGACUGAUCGCUUUGCAAAAGCCCUCAGUCGAAACCGAUAUCGAUUCAAUGAUCAAUUCGACAUAGCUCACGUAGCUGCGAAAUUCCCAAAGCUUGCCACCGAAGAGUUCACAUGGCUACGUAGGCGACUCGGCCGUGCCAUUACCCACCGGCGGCAUUACCUAUGCUACAUCCAAGAUCACCGUGAACAGUUAGAUAACCCACUCAGUCGAGAAGAGCUUGACCGCGGCCCAGCUCCAGAACCCCAAGGUUACACAAACAAGCAGCUCCAUGAUGGGAAGCUACCCCUCGACUGCUCAAGUCGACCGUCGACUUUCGUGACGAAGGCUUCAACCUUGGCUCCUGGUCGUAUCACACCCCAAAUGCUCACCGCAGAACAGGAGUCAGACUCCGAGGAGGACACAAGAUCUUACACUACAAUAUCACGUUCGGUUGAUGGUGGUGACCUUGAAUCAUCGACAUUAGCGAGAAUCCCAAAGCUUGAGGAUUUAAAAAUAAAGGGCCAAGAAGAGUUCGAAUGUCCCUUCUGUUUCCGAAUGAAGAAAUUUAAGAAUGAGCGUGUAUGGAGGCGACAUGUCUUUGCUGAUCUCCGUCCAUACGUGUGUACAUUUCCCAAAUGCGAUGCUCCAUACUAUGGUGACAUCAACCAAUGGUUCCAACACGAAAUGCAAAACCAUCGUGUCAGUUACACCUGUCGGAUAUGCAACAGCAAGACAUUCUACCUCAAAAAACGAUAUCUCGCCCACAUACAACAACAUCAUCCAGAUUUUCUAGAAGACGGGGACGAGCAGGUUGUUCUCGAAAUCAGUCGGAAGCCUCUCGAUCAGAUACCUGCUCAGGAUUGUCCUUGCUGCUCCAGUUGGAUUGACCGCUUGAAGGAGCACACCGAGGGGCUUGGAUUGCCUACUUCCACCCCUGAUAAUGUCCUAACUGUGAUUCUAAUGGUCUUCAAACGCCAUCUUGCCUCCCAUCUAGAGCAACUUGCGCUUUUCGCUAUUCCUAUCGGUUCUUCCGCGGAAGGUGAGGUCGAUUCGAAUGUCGCUAUUGAAGUGGAUACUUCGAACUUCACUGUUGAAGUGGAUGAACAGCUUGACGAAGAAGAACCUGAAACAGCGGAGGACUUCAAAAAUAAUCUGAACAGAACAAUCAAUAAUGACGGCCUUGGGAGAUUUUUCCCCCCUGGAGAUACAUACGUCAAUGAAGUAGCCGAAAAAGCCGCUGCUCUUAGGAAUGAUCCGAACAAUAGGUUAAACUCACCCAGCCAAAUACAGGGUCUCACUACUGUGGCUCUUUACAAAACCAUUCUCUAUUGUGAUGACAGUCAGUCCAUGAGGGAAGAAGACCGCUGGCGCAAGCAAGCGGAACUCGCCAAACUCAUCACCGAUAUUGCAACGCGGGCGGACCCAAACAACAGAGGUGUUUAUUUUCACUUGAUGAAUACAAACCUAUCUAACGCCGACAAUCUCGACGGAAAUGCGAUAUUGCGGACACUCGACUUUGAUCCAGAUGGGUGGACACCACUUGGGACAAAUCUCAGGAAUUGA